Molecule: messenger RNA, 1115 nt
Organism: Labrus mixtus (cuckoo wrasse)
Lineage: Eukaryota; Metazoa; Chordata; Actinopteri; Labriformes; Labridae
Gene: snrpa1
Product: small nuclear ribonucleoprotein polypeptide A'
Exons: 9
Coding region: 114-1016 (300 amino acids)
Biological process (GO): mRNA splicing, via spliceosome
Cellular component (GO): U2 snRNP
Molecular function (GO): U2 snRNA binding; protein binding
Source: RefSeq, a predicted model, not a curated record
AGAAGUCACACUUCCGCUUUGCGUGCUGAAGCGGGAUAGUGUUGUAGGUCUGCGCUGCACGUUUUUCAGAUACAAGAUCUCUUUGUUGUUUAACGUCGCUUGUUGGCAUCGACAUGGUGAAGUUAACAGCGGAGCUGAUCGAGCAGGCUGCUCAGUAUACGAACCCUGUGAGAGACCGAGAGCUGGAUCUACGAGGUUAUAAAAUCCCAGUGCUUGAAAAUCUGGGAGCGACCCUGGACCAGUUUGACACGGUGGACUUCUCUGAUAACGAGAUCAGAAAACUGGACGGCUUCCCGCUGCUCAAGAGACUGAAGACACUCCUGAUGAACAACAACAGGAUCUGCCGUGUAGGUGAGAACCUGGAGCAGUCUCUACCCUGUUUGACUGAAUUGAUCCUGACCAACAACAACAUCCAGGAGCUGGGAGACCUGGACCCACUGGCCACUGUGAAGACCCUCACUCUCCUCAGUUUGUUAAGAAACCCGGUGACGAACAAGAAGCAUUACAGGCUCUACAUGAUCAACAAAAUCCCACAGAUCCGUGUGCUGGACUUCCAGAAGGUAAAACAAAAGGAACGCCAGGAGGCGGAGAAAAUGUUCAAAGGGAAACGUGGCGCUCAACUUGCAAAGGAUAUUGCCAAGCGAACAAAAACGUUCACUCCUGGAGUGCCAGCACAGCUGGAGAAGAAGAGGACGGGGCCGUCUCAGGCUGACGUGGAAGCUAUCAAGAAUGCCAUUGCUAAUGCCUCGUCAUUGGCCGAGGUGGAGAGGUUAAAGGGGAUGCUGCAGGCCGGUCAGAUCCCAGGACGAGACCUGAGAGAAGGUCCAGCUGGAGUGGAGGAGGAAGAGGAGGAGGAGGAGGAAGAAGAGGGAGAAGAGGGAGAAGAAGAAGGAGGCGAGGAUGUGGUUUCCCAGACUGAGGAUCAGAUGACUGGAGGAGAGGAGAGGGAUGAUGGAGAUGAAGAUGAAGAGGGGGAUGAAGACAUGGAUGUGGAGGCUCAUGUGAAUGGAUCCUGAGAACCCUCAAAGCUUUUCUGUUAUUUUAUUUCUAUGUUGUUUGACGCAGGAUGUUUUUUUUUUUUUGUAAAUUGACACACAUUAAAGUGAUUUCUUAUA